This is a messenger RNA of Eremothecium gossypii ATCC 10895, 930 nucleotides long. RefSeq names its product Atg36p (gene ATG36). Lineage: Eukaryota; Fungi; Ascomycota; Saccharomycetes; Saccharomycetales; Saccharomycetaceae. The record is from RefSeq and is marked provisional. Bases 1 to 930 code for a protein of 309 amino acids. The transcript has a single exon.
AUGAGUUUCAACAGCUUUCGGAGACGCGGACAUACAGCGUCGAAGUCCGUGAUCAAGGCGUCGCUCUCACAGAUAUCGGAGGCGCAGCGGACCUUAGAGGACACAUGCUGCUUAGUGGAGUACCACGGGAUUGAUGAAGAGGACGUGCAGGUGUUGAACAACCCUGCGUCCGAAAGCAAGGACGACCCGUCAGCGAUCAGCGAGGACGAGGUGGCGAAGCAGCCGAGCUACGGGGGGGAGACGAACCAGCAAUGCACGGAGGUGCGAUCGGAGGAGUACGCGGUGCUCAGCGACUCGACGGAGGAGAUGGAGGAGUUGGAGCGGUGCUAUCGGGGCGGGUCGGAGGUGGUUUUGGAGCCGCAGUCGACCAGCGAGCGCAUCGACGACUGGUGUUUGACUCACGUGUCGUGCGGGACGUCGACUGUGCUUGAGGCCGCGAGUUCGCGCGUGCGGGACAUCGCGCGCUCGUGGGGGGUCGAAGGCGACGAGCGGGCGACGCUGUCGGCGGGUACCACGCGGCCGCCGGCCGUGCGUCCGUUGCCGCGUGUCUCCUCGUAUGAGUCACGUAAGUUGGCGCAACUCACGCCGGCAGAGCUGGCCCAGUUGACCAAGUUCGUGAAGGAGCUGCUUCCGUACCUCAUCCAGGGGAGGGCCUCUGUUCGUACCCCACGGUGCGAAGCCAAGUACGGAAAUGUUCCGACCUUGUUUCCAGAUCGCGGCAACCUGCUGCGCUGCUCGUUGGACGCCAACAACGUUUCAAAAAUGGCGAAUCUGUACGAACAGAUGCGGCAGCUGUUGCUAGAUGCUCCCAGCAACGGCAAUUACGAGGCGCUUGAUGAUAUUUCGCUGUCUUCCAUGCAUUCAUCGUUGCCCGUGCAAUCGUGGUAUGGAUGGCAUAUGGUCCCGCGGGUUAGGGAUACAGAAUUCUAG